Messenger RNA from Prorocentrum cordatum, 5184 nucleotides. The record is from the annotation of a GenBank genome assembly. NCBI's taxonomy places the organism in Eukaryota, Dinophyceae, Prorocentrales, Prorocentraceae.
AUGGCAGACCAAGGAGGAGGUGCAGCCAGCGUGAAGCGGUUCAGCGGAGACGGCAACGACGGAGCUGCUGCCUACAAGGAGUUCCACCAGGAGAGGCUCACGCAGAUGGCGUUCGCGGUGGAAGAGGAGCACGGGGACACCGAGGUCGGCCCGCCGCCGGAGCCCUACCAGGAGGAGAGCGUGGAGGACGACAUCACAGACGAGAUCGACGCGAUCGUCCAGGCGGCGGAGCCGAUCGACGAGGCGGACGCGGUGGAGAUCCUGGCGACGUGGAAGCAGACACGCACGGCUAUGACCAAGGAGAAGUUGGACCGCGGGCUCAGGCCUCAGUGGAAAGCCCGACCAGGACAAGGAGGUCAUGGUGGACCGACCCGGCACGACCUCGACAAGCUCGGCCGUAGGGUGAAGUGCUUCCGGUGCAAGAAGAUCGGCCAUUUCAGCAGGGACUGCAAGGAGCCCCUCCCGGCCCACAGCUCGCAGAUGGUGUUCGUCGAGCCGAUGGACGAGGAGGACCAGGAAGAAGCACGAGUCCAGGCAGUACUGGGAGCUGCUCAGGACGACGAGAUCACCGACGGGGACUUAGACGACGAGAUCAAUAGCAUCCUGAAGGUCCACGAGGACAAUGUGCUGGCGAGGCUCAUCCAGCAGGAGCGCUGGAAGCGGCUGGCGCACGAGAUGAAGGAGCAGCAGGAGGACGAGUACGCGUCGGUCGAGAAGAGGGCCGCCGAGGAGGGGACGGUCCUGGGAGUGACCCACGCCGACGGCUGUUCUGUGCCAGACACGGGGUGCUGCAAGUCCCUGAUCGGCGAGGAGACGUUGACCAAGCACGAGGCGGCGACAGGCAAGCAGGCGAGGUGGUUGAAGGACGCCAAGCCGAUGCGGUUUCGCGGGUUCGACAAUAGUGUGCAGGAGUCGGUCGGUGCUGUGGAGCUGGACUGGGAGAUCAAGAACUUCAUCGUGACGUUCGUGGUGUACGUGGUCCCGGGCUCUGCAGGUUUCCUGAUGAGCAAGCCAGACAUGAAGGCUCUGGGCGCGGCCCUGGACCUGGAGACGGACUCGUUGUACCUGAAGCGCCUUGGCCUCACGAUUCCCUUGAGCGAGACGGUGGCAGGCCACUAUGAGAUCGAUUUCCUGAACCGGGAAAAGAAGGUGAAGAGGAGAAUGGUGACCGAGCUGUUCUCCCCACCUCGUAUCGUGCCAGUAGCGGCGCGGUGCGGGUUCUUGGAAGGUCAGAGUCUCGACAAGGUGCACGGCUGGGAUGUGGACAAGGACGACGACUACAACGCCAUGUGGCAGCACAUCAUCGAGGACGAGCCGUACUUCGUGCACAUGUGCCCUCCAUGCCGGAAGCUGUCGAUCAUGCAGCAGUGCAUGCCUUUGGAUCGCCGGAAGGAUCUGGCACAGCAUUUCAGAGAUGUGAAGUGGUCGGUGAAUUUGGUACAUGUGGUCGUGGAGGUCGCGAUCUACCAGAUGGAGCGGGGCAGGCAUUUUGUCUAUGAGACCCCCCCGAGGUGCGCGAGCCUCCAGGUGCCGGUGAUGAAGCAGCUCCUGCAGACCCGAGGCGUGUACGUGGGCAUAGCGAGCGGCUGCGAGUUCGGACUGAGGUGCCCAGACACCCUGAAGUUGAUGCCCAAGAGCUGGGAGUUCGUGACGUCUGCGCCGGAGGUCGCGAAAGCAGUUCACCAGCGGUGUGGAGGAGGACACGAGCAUCAACAUACAGAAGGCAUGCUGAAGUGUGGGAUCAAGCGCACGGUGUUCAGCCAACGGUACCCCAAGAGGUUGGUAGAGGCGAUCGUGCGGGGCAUGCGACGACAGUGUCAGGUGGAGGCGUUCAGCUCGGAGGCCGCGUGCAAGGCAGUGCAGGGAGAAGAAGAGGACGCAGAUGAAACACGCGAUGUACUACGUCGGCCUCACAGCUCGAUAGAGAGCAGCCUCAGGAAGUUGCAUGUGCAACUCGGCCACUGCAAGAACAACGUGCUGAUAAGACAUCUGCGACACGCACACGCCACGAAGCAGGCGAUCAAGGCGGCCAAUGAUUUUUAUUGUCCAGAAUGCGAGGGCAUGAAGUGCCCCAAGGUCGCUCGACACAGUACACCAGCGGAGACCCAUCUCCCUUUGAAGUACGUGAGCAUGGACUGCAAGGACUUGCCGAGCUGGAUCCCGGGCGAGCGGAUCACCUGUCUGGGCAUCAUCGACGAGACGAGCUCCCUGCACCAGGUGGAGCCAAUGAUCGGCAUGGCGGAGACGUCGAAGAACCUCAUGGAUGCGUUCGAGCGGGCGUGGAUCCGCCCCUACAUCCGUCCGAAGUGGCUGAAGGUGGACCCACACCGGGCGCAGAUCAGCGACGAGUUCCUCAACUGGUGCGAGCGGCAGGAGAUCGAGGUGGUGGACACAGCAGUUGGAGCGAAGGAGCAGAACGGCAAGAUCGAGCACCACAACCAGUUGUUCGAGAUCAUGCUGGAGGACGUCAUCCGCGAGGCGCAGCCCCAGACGGAGACGGAGUGGCGCGAGUGUGUCGCGGAGCUGGUGAUGGCCAAGAACAGUCUCCUCUCGGUGACCGGGGUGUCCCCGAUGCAGAUGGUCUUCGGCCGCAACCCGGAGAUCCCAGGCGACCUCUUGAAGGACAACCCCGACCUGAUCGCCAACAGCGCCAUUGUGAACGACCCGAUCGCGGCGCAGCAGGCGCGGAUCAGGACGGUCACGCGCAUGAAGGUUCUCAUGCAGCAGGCAGAGCUGCGGACCAAGAUGGUGAACCUGGAGCACUACAGCGGCCAGAGGUUCGAGGACAUCACCGGAGGGAGACGCGUGCGUGGCAAGCAGACCAUGGACAAGAGGACGGUGAGCGAAGCCUACCAGCCGCUGGAGGGCCAGAUGGAUGAGAACCGCGAGGAGCAGGAUGAGGCCAAGCGUCCACGGCUGGAGGAGCAGACGACCAUCGACGACCCGUCCAGCAGCCAGCAGCAGUUCGGAGGUGUGACGUAUCCUCCGAGUCUGCCGAGCCCACCGCUCAGGGACUCGGCGAAUGCACACCUGGCGAGAAAUGUGGAUGAAGACGUCAUCGUGAACGAGGUGGACGUUCUGCUCACGCAGGGCAGUAAGGAGAUCAACACCAAGGAGGACAAGUGGAAAUCACCCGAGGGCCUCGCGAUGAUCGAGAAGGCGUACACCAAGGAAAUGACGAGUUUGGUGCACGAGACCAAGGCAUGGAAGCCAGUGGACUUGGAGAAGUCGCGGCUGCUGAAGACCCAGGACUACACGCUGAAGGGCUACCACCCGGAGCAGCUCUUCGAGGUGGUCAACGGAUACGGACUGGGAGACCAACCUCAGCAGUGGUGGCGCACGUUCGAGCGGUACAUGUUGGAGGAGCUGAAGUUCGACCAGCACCCCAUGGACCCGUGCGUGUUCCUGCUGAGGGAGCCCGUGACCCAGGAGAACGACGGCCUGGUCGCCAAGGACAGGGUGUCGGUGAUCCCGUACGCCACUGGUUCUGAGAGCGCCCAGCUGCGUGGUGAGCCUGGCGCGCUGUGCGGCAUCCUUGGAGUGCAUGUGGACGAUCAGAUCAAUGGUGGCCGCGGUCAGCUGUGGGCCACUGCGAUGGAAAAGCUGCGAGCGAGGUUUCCAUUCAGAAAGUGGGUGACAGGGAGUGGGGAGUUCACAGGAUCGGUCCUCACUCAGCGAGCUGACUACUCGAUCGUCCAGUCGCAGUCAGAAUACACGAAGGGGAUCACCCCCGCGAAGACGAGGAAAUCAGCUCGGCCCGAUGAUGUAGCUCUGCCGUCGGAGGUGCACAACCACAUUUCGACUACGCAGCAAGGGAACUGGCUGGCAGGACAGACGAGGCCAGAUCUGAGUUGCCAGAUUUCCUUCUCCCAGCAGAUCAUGCCUCACCCGACGGUCGGCCAGAUCAGACGCUCGAAUGCUUGGGUCAGGAGGGCGAAGCAGUUUCACGAGAUCUCGGUGACUUUCCAGAGUAUUGUUCCAGAACGUUUGCGUUUCGUUUGCCACUCGGACUACUCCUCGAAGGACCUGGACGGGACGGGGAGGACACAGGGCGGGUACAUCAUAGGUGCGACGGACCCCUCCAUGGCAAAAGGUCUCUUGGCCCCAUGGUGCCCUCUGGUCUGGAAGUCCCAAAAGAUCAAACAAGGGUGUACGUCGACACUGGCAGGAGAGAGCAAGCUUCUGAAGGCGUCUUUGGGCCACCUGGAGUGGAUCAUGUGCUCGUUCGCGGCCACCCUGUACCCCACGUUCUGCCUAGAAAAUCGGGAUCGGUAUUCCAGGAAGUUCUCGGCGAUCAGCGUUAUCGAUUGCAAGUCGGUGUUCGACCACGUGACGAAACCUGGGGCCCCUACAGGACUCGAUGACAAGAAGGCCUCCAUAGACAUAGCGAUCGCCAAAGGGAGCCUCCGAAGGUUUGGUGGUACUCUUCGCUGGGGCCCGACGGAGCUCAUGUUAGGAGAUGCGUUGACAAAAGAUAAAGCAGAAGCAGCAGAUGUACUACGAGCGUGUAUGAGAGCAGGAGCGUACCAGCUAGCCGACGAGUCCGCCUGGGCCAUGGUGAAGUUCGAGGCGACGGGCAGCGACGAGCAGGCCAGGGCAUUUCUGCUCGGGCUGGUGGACGUCUACCCGGACGUGUCGUCCUACGUGGAGUCGGAGGCCAGGGUCAAGGUGAGGGUGCCAGCCAAGACGCUCCUGGGCGCCGUGCAGGCGAAGAAGGGCAACACGCCAGUGACGCUGCAGUACGUGGCCAACACCGGGAACAUCCAGGUGAUGACGGGAGUGGCUCUGGAGGACGAGAUUCGGGACAAGUGCAAGAUGCUGGAGAGGGCGUACGCUUCAUGGCAAAGAGCACCGCUCGACCAGAAGCCGAAGUUGGAGAUCAAGUCGCCGGCCACGGAGUUCUUCCGCAACAACACGGUGAAGGCGAGCAAGAAGGAGAUCGAGCAGGACGGCGACGAGAAGAUCACGCUCCCGGACGACGAGGGAUACUCCGAGGCGAUGGACGCCAUCCUCGAGAGCGUCGGGUGGUCUCUUUCCGAGUACCCGGUGAUGAGGGACAGGAUUCUCAAGACGUUGCAGAUGUACGUGCCCGACGGGGAGGAGGAGGCCACCCCAAAGCGAGCACAGGCAGUCGGUGAAGACGACGACGGCACAGGCGACUGGCAGAUGGGUGACAGUGUGAAG